This is a messenger RNA of Armigeres subalbatus, 788 nucleotides long. RefSeq lists its product as uncharacterized. The transcript is spliced from 4 exons. The coding region runs from base 42 to 788 and encodes 248 amino acids. Lineage: Eukaryota; Metazoa; Arthropoda; Insecta; Diptera; Culicidae. The record is from RefSeq and is a predicted model, not a curated record.
UGUUGUCACCUUCGUUUUCAAACGUGAAAAGCAGUCGCAUAAUGGAGAAGAAAAAGACAAACAAACGCCAGUUUUCCCGGCUUGUGUCCUUCAUGGAGGAAAAUCCCGAGCUGGCUAGAGGAAGCAAAUUCAUAGCGCGGGAUUCGGUUACUUCCCUAUGGUGGAAGAUAACGGAUUCCUUGAACAGUUUGGGCCCUCCAAAUCGUUCCGUUGCAGCCUGGCAAAAGGUUUGGACUGACAAAAAAUUGCAACUGAGACGAAAGUUGCAGCACAACAAGACCGAGCUGACGGCCACUGGAGGUGGGCCAAAUAGCCUGCAUUCUUUCAACGAUCUGGAAGAAACCAUCAUUCGUCUCCUUUCGCUGGAGAGAGCAGUUAACCAUAAUGGGUCUGUUUUCGGUACGCAGUUGGCAUCCGGUCAAGCACCCGGUUCAUCUGGAAUAGAUGAAAACCAAAACCUAGCCGAGGUAUCAGCUGGCGAGCCGCAGGCUAGCGAAGACGAGGAGCCUACACGGGACAAUGCAGCUCGGGAAGAUGAGCCAAGAGGUCAGUCGAAUGGACGAGGACGUGGACGAACAACCAAACGUAAUUUCCGAAAAGCUCUCCUCGAAAAGCAGACUGACGAUCUCUGCAAGAUAAAACGCCAUGUAUCGGAUUGCGCACGAUAUGCGCGUAAAUCGUACGAUUUGCACGAAAAGCGAUUUGCGCUUGAAACAAACCGAUUUGAGCUGGAAGAGGAGAAAUUUCGAUUCAAAAAGCAGAUGAGAAGAAUAGAAAUCAGCAGCUAG